UCAGUUCACAGUUAUUUUUGCGGAGGCGACAAAAACAGCAGGGAAAAAAGGCUAAACUUUGUGUCCAAAAUAAUUGUCCCCCUUUUGAAGCUUAACCAAAAAGUGGAUAAUAAUUAACAGGAUAUUAACAGAUUCAAUUUUGUGAAGUCCGGGUGAAAAUUUCACAAUGCCAAAAGGAGAUGCGAAGGAGUAUGAGGUGGAACAAAUUCUGGAUAGAAGAAUUCGCCGUGGAAAGGUUCAAUUCCUUAUCAAGUGGAAAGGAUGCAAUCACUCCGAAAACACCUGGGAGCCAGAGGAGCAUCUGAAUUGCCUGAAUUUGCUGGAACGCUUCCGCAAUGAAUGUGCUGAAAAAAGUGCAAAAACACGCGGCCAAAAACGUAAAUCGACUUUUCAAGCUAAUACAGAUCGAGAGAAGUCGAAUAGCGCUGAGAAAACAAAAUACACUAAUAAUAAUAGAAGUAAAUCGAAAAGAACACCGAUUGUUUUGGAAAGUAAAAUCGUUAAGAGCGAAAUACUGCAGCAACAAUACGAAAACCGUUCUCAUGGAUUCCAGAAGGGCUACAUUGCGGAAACCAUUAUGGGUAUCACAGAGGAAGACGGGGAAAGGCUGUUCCUAAUUAAAUGGAAGGACAGAGAUGAACUUGAAAUGGUAACGGCGAAAGUCACACGUGAACACGUUCCGGAGCUGGUCAUUGAUUUCUACGAGGACAGAAUCAUUUGGAAUGAAACACGCAAUUGUAAUAUGCAAUUGGAUAUACAAUUUGAACUAAAUGUUAAUAAAAAGAGUAGCCAUUGAUGAGUUGAUGUUUAUGUUUUUGGUGGUAUUACAAGUGCCUACUUCGUGUUUUCUCUGGGAUGUUUGGAAAAAAACCACGUUUUACGUAAAAUAAUUUAUUCUUUCUAUAAAUGUACAUAAUGAAGUGGAAACGGUUGCAUACGUUCU
Toxorhynchites rutilus septentrionalis is the source of this 943-nucleotide messenger RNA. Its product is annotated as chromobox protein homolog 3-like. Gene Ontology annotation, biological process: negative regulation of transcription by RNA polymerase II; chromatin organization. The transcript has a single exon. Gene Ontology annotation, cellular component: pericentric heterochromatin; nucleus. Bases 167 to 796 code for a protein of 209 amino acids. The record is from RefSeq and is a predicted model, not a curated record. Lineage: Eukaryota; Metazoa; Arthropoda; Insecta; Diptera; Culicidae. Gene Ontology annotation, molecular function: chromatin binding.